UAUUAUUGAGCGAAGCAAUCGAACACGAAGACUUACAGUUUAAGACGUUGAAGAUCACGGACUUUGGGUUAGCCAGAGAGGCAAGUGAUGUAUGGAGUUACGGCGUUCUGUUAUGGGAGUUAUUGACGGGAGAGACACCGUACAAAGGAAUGGACAUGAUGGCUGUUGCUUAUGGUGUUGCUAUCCAGAAGUAUACUCUGCCGAUACCUAGUACCUGCCCACAACCAUGGAGGGAACUCAUGGAAAGUAAGUCGAUAGAUUAUCAUUUUGCUAACGUCAUGCCCAGUAAACACAAUCACUUGCUAUGCAUGUUCCAAGAAUUUCCUCUAAUAGCAAUAUCUCGUUCUAUAUAACACAAAAGAAUUUGCUAAGAAUAUAUUUCAAUUUCUCCUAUGACGCACACAUUUUCGUACUAGGUGAUUUGACAAAUUCUUCUCAGUCUAUGGUAGUCCCUUUGGAUAUCCAGAUGUCCGCCUAUAUGCAAGAAUCUGGAUACUAAAUACUGAUGUUAUGUAUUUAAUAUACCGAACGGAUAUCCGCUGAAUCCCUGCAUUAAAUAUUUAAAAAAAAUCUUUGUCAAACAUUUGUAGCCACAGUUUUUUUAAUAUACA
This is a messenger RNA of Acanthoscelides obtectus, 611 nucleotides long. Lineage: Eukaryota; Metazoa; Arthropoda; Insecta; Coleoptera; Chrysomelidae. The record is from the annotation of a GenBank genome assembly.